Mya arenaria is the source of this 2057-nucleotide messenger RNA. Its product is annotated as complement C1q tumor necrosis factor-related protein 3-like. The record is from RefSeq and is a predicted model, not a curated record. Bases 14 to 610 code for a protein of 198 amino acids. Lineage: Eukaryota; Metazoa; Mollusca; Bivalvia; Myida; Myidae. The transcript is spliced from 3 exons. Gene Ontology annotation, molecular function: protein binding.
UGUUAAUUUUAAAAUGGCGCUGCAUAUGUGUUCGAUGCUUACACUUUUCUUUAGUGUUGUUGUAUUUGGAAAUGGGUUUGUGGUGGACGGUCAGUCGGACUUGGAGAACCGCUUAGCGAGUCUGGAAAGUCGUUUUAACGAGAUGGCUGAGUCAUGCGUUUACUGUCCAGAUAGUUCGCAUUCAGUGAAGUCACACCCAGCGUUCAUGGCAGCUUUGUCGACUGAUUUAAACAAUUGUAAUAAUGACUCUCCAGUCGUAUUUAAAAACGUGAAACUGAACGUUGGUUCGCCGUACGACGCAAGGCACGGCACGUUCAGAGCACCAAGAAACGGUACGUACUUCUUUGCCGCGACACUGACUGCGAAGCCGAACAACGGUUUCCACGUGAAAUUCGUUGUCAACUCUCUUACAAACGAGGUGGGAUACCUGUUUUCUGACACUCAACAUUCGGGCCAUUUCGAACGCUCUACGUCAAUUGUCGUUCAUCUGAACACUGGCGAUGACGUCUGGAUGGCUUGCGUUACUGGAGGGGCGAGUAACGUGAUUGGUGGAUACUCGGGUAUGCAGCACGACUACCAUUCGCACUUCGAAGGAUUUUUAGUUGAUUAAUUUAAAAUGAAAUGUGAUUGUAUGUGUAUGUAUUCAUCUCGGGAUUUUGUAUGUAAAGGUGUUAAAGUUAAGAUUGCUUUGUAUCUUCAAUCUAUUACUUAAUUUGUUGUUAAUUUAAUCGAAUGCCAUAUAUCCCAGUACAAAAAAAGUCAUGUGUAGAUUUCUUGAUAAUUAAUUCUUUGGACAAUAAACAACGCGGUUUUAUUCUAAUACCCAUGUAUUAAUUGCUUAAUAAAUACCACACGAUACAUGUGUUUGGUCGCAUACCACAGAAAAGAUUCGUGUCUUCCUAGUUUCAGGUUCAGUGUGGUCGAAUCGGUAAUUUUAAGGGGAUCACAUAUCGCAUUUUUUCUACUUUGACUUUGAGGUCCGUACACAUACUGAGUUCAUUGCAUAUGUUCUGUAAAGUCGGUGAUGAAAAUUGCAUAUGAAAAAUGAAACCGCAUAUAUUUGUAGAAUAGAUAUUGCAAAUACAAAUGAAAAACUCUUAAUUUUAACAUUAAACUCUAGAUCCUUUGGAUAUAAUUUCGGUUACAACAUUACCAAGUUUCAUACAUUUAUGUUGCGAUAAAAAGUUUGCUUUUUUAAAGUAAUGAGCAUAAUUUGCAUACUUCAUACGGACUCAUGUCAAUGACAUCCUGGUCUCAUCCCUCGCCCCUUAAAAUUGCCAAAGAAUAUAAAAGGCGAGAAGUUUUUUUUACAUGGUCGCCUCUAAUUUAUCCCCCGCCAAAUCGAAGGUUUCGGGAGAGGGAUUUUGUUUUGGCGUUGUCCGUCCGCCCGUCCUUCGUCCGUCCGUCCGGAACCAUAUCUUGGUAGGAAUUGAUCAGAAAAUGUUCAAUCUUGGUCAGAAUGUUCCCCUUGUUCAUAUAAUUUUACUCAGUGAACCUGCAAUUGUCUCCCCAAAAUCCAUAAUAAGAUGCUAUCACGUAAAAUCGAAUUUCGCAUUUUUUUCAUGAAAAACAAAUACACCAAUAGUUCAGUUAAAGAUGCUUGGAAGUGAAAAUGUAAUCAAGCAACUGCUUUCUUUGAGAAUACUGAUAGGUUUAAUGUAUAUAUUGAACAGAAAAGUGCGAUAAUGUCAAAAAACAUUGCGGUUUUGACAUUGGCAAUUUCAAAGCGCAAGGAACGAGACAGCGAUGUCCUUGACAGGAUUCAUAGACAUGCGUGUUGUGUUUUGUUCAUGUUAAUGUAUAAUAUGUGGCGACGAAAUUACUAAUUAAGGGUUUGGAAAUUGCGCACUCUUUCAUGUCUUCAACAAAUUUGAAGUUAGAUAUACUGCUACCUCUCCUUAUCUACUGUCCUCGUCGAAAUAUAAUGUUAUAAAGUCAAUCCUUAAUUCUCCGUUGUGGACAAUUUUAGUGGCACAUAUAAAUAAAAUGCAUCUGAAACUGUUCUUGUGUUUUGUUGGAGUUUUGGGAAGGACACAUUCGUUCAUACUAAAUGGAAA